AUGCUGUCCAUGUAUCCGCCGCCAGGCAUUCAUUUCCGCAACCCUUUCGUCGACUCUUCGACCUCGACUUCUCAAUCCUUCGAUCACUCACAUCACAGGCUUCCACUCGACAUCCAAUCUCCUGCUGGCUCGGCUAAAUUCACGUAUCCUUCAACCAAGCCCCUCACGCCGCCUCCGGACAUGAACACUGUUGCUGCCCAUGUGCAGCCUCAGCACAGCAGCUACUAUGGAGAGAGAUCGUCUGCCGCUCCCAUCAAGUACGAGCACCGCAAAUAUGAUCAACCAACCUACGACCACAACUCAAGUCACAGUCUGCACCAAGUGCAACUACCGAAACCUGAUGCUCAUGCUGCAAGACCACCAAGUCCUGUCUAUCAACCACAUCCCGUACACUUCACCGACCCUCCAAACCAGAAGCGGGAUUCUCACAUGAGCGCGAUCGCUCCCUCGCUCCAGAUCCCACGAUCAGUAAACAACAGCCAAGGGAGCAUUGCUGAGUUGGCAGCACAGAUCNAGAUCACAUGUUUGUUCUGGUUCGAGAGCUCUAGCACGUUGGACCGGGCUGAUGACCCUGCCACGACGUACAACGUACAUUCUCUGGUACCCGAGGCAAUUCCCACAACAGGCUUCCGCAAGUGGGUGACGACCAUUCUUUCGACGACUCAAGUGACACAGAAUGUCAUCAUCCUCGCUCUCCUGUUCGUCUACCGCCUGAAGAAGCUCAAUCCAAGUGUCAAGGGAAAGCCUGGCAGCGAGUACCGUCUGCUCACCGUGGCACUGAUGCUCGGCAACAAGUUUUUGGACGACAACACAUACACAAACAAGACAUGGGCUGAGGUGUCUGGUAUUUCGGUGGCUGAAGUGCACAUCAUGGAAGUCGAGUUUUUGAGCAACAUGAAGUACGCUCUCUUCACAUCGGCUGAAGAGUGGGCUCAGUGGCAGACUAGACUGGGACGUUUUGCCAGCUUCUUCGAUCGCGCUUCGAGGCCCAUGCCUCAACUACCACAUACCCUUCCUUCGCCGCCAACCUCGAACCACGCCUCGCCUCCCUACUAUGGUGCCACUAAUCCCGUCACUCAAUCCUUCCCUCAGUAUUCAUCCUCUCUCGGACCGCUCCCCGAUCUGUCCUCGCAGGUCUCCCGAAAGAGAAGCCUCGACAGCUAUACCGAGCCUCCUGCCAAGCGAGUCACCCCGGCUUACCCUCCAUCUGCUCAGACCCAGUCACACUUUGUUCCAAGAGUCACCCUGCCAAGUCUCGCACUCCCACAGCCUCAAUCUCAGCCUCCGCAGCAUUUACCACUUCAGUUGCCUCAGCUGCCUCCCCUCAACUAUUCACAGCGCUCCAUGAACCAGGUAACUCAGCCUCCUGCUUCGUGGACUCCGGCAACCUCUAUUCCACCUGCUGUCUCGCACGCUUCCACACCUGCUGCCAUGGCUUCGGUACCCCAAUCUGUUGUUCAAUCCAGACACCAGAGCCCCUUCCCCACUUCCGCCGCCGCAUCUCCUACCGACGGCCAUUACCAACCUGCAGGCCAGGCUCAUCUCUCACAAUUGUCGCCAUCUUACUUCCUGGCGCAACGUAACAGCCCUUACCGACCAGUCCGUGGUGUAUCGACUCUGCUCGUUCCACCCCCUUCUCGGGCCAUGCAGCAGCCUCAGAACGUGCAGCACGAGCAAAUGCAUUAUCAGCCACUUGGACGUCCUCAGGAACGUCAACAAGGUCGUCUGCCUUACAUUGAAAGCCAGUGGUUCGAUAAUCCCUCAGCCGCCAAUCAGUGGUAUUCGCAAACCCAGCAGCAGCAUCUUCCUCCACCUCCUUUCUACAACAGAGUCUAG
Molecule: messenger RNA, 1836 nt
Organism: Aureobasidium musti
Lineage: Eukaryota; Fungi; Ascomycota; Dothideomycetes; Dothideales; Saccotheciaceae
Source: the annotation of a GenBank genome assembly